Molecule: messenger RNA, 5646 nt
Organism: Bradysia coprophila
Lineage: Eukaryota; Metazoa; Arthropoda; Insecta; Diptera; Sciaridae
Source: RefSeq, a predicted model, not a curated record
AGUCGUUUGACAUCCGUUGCCCGUAUCUGACUGAAUGGGUGUACUUGGUGUAUUAUCACACUUUCUCAUGUAAAAAAAGUUUGGUUUUUUGGUAAAUAAAAACCUAAUGACCGAAUAUUCAUCAUGGUAUGCAUAUAGUUUGAUCGUUUGUAAUACAUGAUUCAGAGUUAUUGAAUUUCUGGCUUACGGUAUACACAUUUCACAUCGCCAUCGGUGUUAUUAUUGUGAACAAUUUAUCCCGUUUUAGUACGAUAUAAAAAAAUGGUUCAUCUCGGCGAUACUUUAAAUUAAAGUGAAUUUUUCUAGUGAAAUUUAAAAUUUAUUGGAAAAAAAGGUUCUGUAGAGGCAAAAGUUGUUUGAUCGAUGAUUUGUAAGUGGUGCUGACAAUCGGAUUACAAUUUUUUUUCGCACUUGAACAUUCGGUGAAAGGUUUGGAUAAAAAGGCUUCAAAACGUGGUCGGAAUUUAAGAAAAAUAUACAGUCCCUAUGGGUGACUUCAUGGUGCAGUUCCGAAUUUCAACGUAGUAAUAAUCAAAUACCAUCAUCCCCAUGGCCUCAAAAGUAUCAAAUUUCUUCUGGUUCCCAGAGUAGCCAUCGCUUAAUAGCAACGCCAACGGAAGAAAUGGAUGACAUGUUUCUUCAAUGUAAUAAAAAUGCCAUUUACGUAUUGAACACGAGCUACAGAUAUGGGGAACUAGACAUGAUUAACCUAUUUGGCUCACCAGCUGGGAGAGCCAUUAACGAAAUAACAUCAACAAAAACGUGUAACAAUGCAGAAAGUAACAAUAGUUCCGCAAAACCAUCUGCCAAAAAGCAUCUCCAACAACAGCAACAUAAACUUCAUUCAUCACCCCAGUAUAGUUGCAAUAGUCAACAAACUAGUAACACCAUCGAUAAUCGCAGUUUGCAUCAGCAGCAUAACGAAAUUCGAUAUACCGACUGCAGAAAUGGUUCAACAAUAGAAAAAACGACGAGAAAUUUAAUAUUUAAGUCAAAUGUGAUAGCUAAAAAGGCAAAGUUUUGGAAAUUUUUAGAAGAAGACAAGUGGGAUAAGAAUAGUAUAGAAGAUUUAUCGACGUCGAGCAGUGGGAAGAGUAGUUUAGGCAUAUGGCGAAAGCAGAGCAAAAAGUCAAGUAGUGAAUUGUAUCGCGAAGCAGCACAAAUUUUGGGCCUUUCAUGUACGCUGAGUGACAGCUGUCGUUGCUUGGACUGUCAGAGUCGCUACUUUGACUGUGAUGAUUCAGAUACGUGUUCUGAACAAUCAUAUUCUGGCGACGAUGACGAUGAUUUAUACCAACUGAAAGCCAACGAUAAUGGCACCGAACACAAAAAAUCACAUGAACCAUUAAGUCCAACGGAUAAAAUUGGCGAUGAUACGUAAUUAUCUUAUUGUGAAUCACUAAGUGACUUAAGCACCGACGAUGGUAGUGAACGUGACAAGGUGACGUAAAAUGUGUAUAACGACAACCCGAUUUGCCAGUGUGUGCAACAGAACUUAUUUAAAAGAAUUAUUAUUGUACCAAUAAAAAGCCGAACAAAAAGAAAACGUUUCGCUUAAAAAAUAUAAAAAAAUAUCGCUUAUUCACCCCUCCAAUUCGUAACGCAUAAAAUAUAAAAAAGAAGAAGAAAAAAUGGAAGAAAAAACACCUUUUUGUACUUUCUCAACAACCUUAGAGAUAUUAAGGUACCCAUAAUGUGUCAAUAUUUACUUAUUCUUUAUGUACGAAAUGAAGAAAAAAAAACUGAAUUCUCCAACCAAUAAAAAAAUCAAAUUCAGGUUGAUGUACCUAUAAAUUUAACACGAAAACAUUAUACAAUACAUAAACAUCUGAUCAAUGCACAGCAUUAUAUACCUGAAAACGAAAUGUUGCUGAAAAUUGAUGAGUUUUGUCACGUGUUUGUUAUGCUUUUUUUAUUAUUCGUUUUCCAUACACUUGCGUUGUGUAAAAGCUCUGCGCUAUAAAUAUUUAACCGAAAGAAUAAAUAUUUUUUAUGCAAAAAAAUUAAAUGAAAUAAAUUGAUUAUUCGGUUCAAUUGUUAAAAUUAAUAGUUAAAAACACCUUUUUACAGUUUAAAAAAAAAGUCAUGUGGAAACUAACCACUUAUUAACAGCUGGCUGAAUGGUCGCCCUCUGCUUGGGAGGUCAGUAGCUUGUUAGACAAGAAAAUUUCGUAAAUGCAGACAUAAAGUAGCACUGAUUGUAGAUUAAUAAGACUAAAAGCUAAAGAAGCAAGCAAUGCAAACAUGUACUGAGUAACUUAAAUAUGAAAGUCAUACUAACGAAACCCGGCGAAUAAGUUGAAAGCUUGGAAAAGUUCAAAAUGAGCAAGCUUAAAGAUUUGAGAUUUUAACGUAGUGCAGUCUGUCAAUUAUAUCUUUGUUUUUCCUUUGUAAGUGUCCGGCUGCUGUACAAUUUUUACAAUGCAAAAUUUUAAAAGUCUUCAACAGAUUGUUAUCUAUUCGCAUGUUGCUAACAUCCAUGCAUGGGAAAGGCUGUUCUGUCCACUGUUUUUGUUACUAUUUUGUGAAAGUAUGUAGAACCAUCGAAGGAUCGUCUAAAAAUUGUGAGAUGAAAUAACUCAAUAUCUGUUGGAUUCUGGCCUUUACGCUAACAAUUUUACUUCAUCCGUCCUGCUACAUCUUGCUAACAAUCGGGACACUUUUUUAUGUGUAUUCAAAAAACACUGUCAUUACUGCAUUACAUUCAUAUUGCCUUUUGAACAGUGUAUACUAUCCAUAGUUUGUGAUUCUGUUUUAAAGUUAUGGUUGCCACCUAGCGACUUGGAUCAUAAGUGUGGCUGUGUAAGAUUCUAGAACUUCUUCUUAACACUUCAAUUACAAUAUCUUUAAUGACAGAAUUAUGAAUUCUUUACCAAAAUUAGCGAAACUUUUUGGAAAUUUUCCUCUUGCGCCCAUUAGAACUCAAUCACUUUCUUCAAUUUACAUUUGAUUUGGAUGUGUGGUAUAUGGAAGACGUGGUUCAUCAUAACCUUGGUUUUUCUGCAUUUUGCAUCGGAUUCACGAACUGCUGGAUCUACUCUUAUUAGUAUUUUUUAGAACCUUUUCAAUGUAUGACAUAUCUAUGGUAAUUCUGUGAAAUUUGUUGAUCCGAGCCGAAUACGAGGUCAACACCCACACAAAAAGUCAUUUUUCCAUCAUUCGUUUUGAAAUGAAAAUGAAAACGAUGUGGAGAAAGUUUUACACCGUGAACCAAAUUUACCACCUUAAAUACUUUAAAUUCAUACUUUGAACUUCCAGACUACAUUCAUCAUGAAAAAUCGGUAUUCAGUAUGACGGUCUGUUAGCUUAAUCCUUAGUUUGCAUACAAUUAAAAACUUUUCUUAUCAAAAUUCGUCUAUCGACUGCAUAAAUUUGUCUACGUAUACGUACAGUUGGAGGCAGUGUAAAAUAAAUCAAAAAUAUUUCCAGUGAAAUUUAUUUUGAAUCUGAAAACAAUAUGACUGCGAAUAGAAGGCCACUACGAAAUCGUAAACCAACAUAGCAGAUGCCUCAAAAUUUUGGAGCCACAUUGUAACUUACUGAGAGGAAAAUAUGCUAAAUUUUCUACAAAAACAAAACUUUAGCUCCAGUACAGUAAUUAUUUAAAAAUCUGUUAGUCCGCACUUCGUACGGGGUUAAAGGGAAAAUCAACUUUUCGCAAACAAUGUUAAUGAGCUGACGUUUAUUUAUUCAGGUUUGAUAAUUUACUAACAAUUAAUAAAUAAAUGUUAACGAAUAUUGAUCAUCAAUUAGGGCAGUUUGAGCACAAUGGAAAUGUUAUCUGAUACACAACAUGUUCGAGUCUUUAUCUCAAAAGCAUUGUAAGUCAGUGUGUAAGUCUUUUUUUUCAGUAAAUUACCAUUCGUACUCUUUCAAUUUCAAGCUAUAUUUGAAGGACCAUCACUGAUUGCCGAUUGUAGUUAACGAUCAGUAUCAUUUUAUCUAUAUACACACACACUGUGGCAAUGCACCAGCUCGUAGGUACUGCAUUAGUGAAUUGAUGAAUAUUUUAGUUGGCAACAUUAUGGGAGAAAAGUAUUUUUGAAACAGCUCUUGGAGUGCCCAUUCAUUACAAAAAUAAUCCAUUAAGUUUCAGCGAAACAAUGACCAACGUAAAACAAAGCUAUAUCGACGACACUAUACCGGACUAUUAUACAUUUUUGAUAUAAUUUUGCAUAAUUAAAAAGAGCCAUCAUAAAACAGAACAAACAGUGAAUUUCAUUGCUAAAUUACACGGUUGAUUAGAAUAAUAAAUUGGAUAAAAUUUAUGCAUAAUUUUCAAUACAAGCGUUUUGUACAUUUUAUAAAGCAAACUACCUAAAGUGAAAAUCGUAUAAAUUUUAAAUUAAACACAAAGUCUGGCGAAAAGGAGGACGAUACAGUAGCGCGAACAUAUCCCGACAGUUUUGCGUGGAAAUGAGAUAACGUCCCACCAGUAUAGCGUCGGGAGAGAGAUUUGCGCGAAUUUUCUUUCAAUUAACUAUGAGAAAAUUUAAUUGUAAAUUUGGCAGUUUUUUUUAGAUGAAGUUUAUGCACAGCGAAAACACCAUGAACUGUGUCGUUAUGUGUGUAAUAUUACCAAGUUAUUACCAAGAAGAUUACCACUUAAUGAUUUGAAUUUUCAGAAUGUUGAAAGUGAAAAUUCAGUCGCUGAAGAUAAUCGAUUCGUCUAACUCUCUUCGUUGCGAACGCUUCAAUUUGCACACACGUUGAUUUUCUGUAGGUAGUUAUUAUUAAUUAGUUUAACCUACUCAUGAGACGGAAAAGAGCAUAUAAACUUACUGAGCAGACGAUGAACGUUUUAAUUAUUUUAAUAUGAAUUUAUGUUCCAGAAAUUGCAAAGUAAAUGACACACACACAAGAAAAAGAAAAUAUUUUUAGCGUAAAUUAAACUCGAACCAUGUAAAUAAUGUAAUUACGGUGAAAGAUGUUUGUUUAUGGUAAAUUAAAAAUCUAAUUGGAAUAAAUUCUAGUUCAUUGUAAUAAGAGAUAUUGUUAAUGAAAAUUAUGAAUGUUAAUUGUAAUAUAACGAUUUUUAUUUUAAAAUUCAAUUGUUAGUUGAUAUGCUUAGAACGUAAAAGGUCGUCAAACUCGUUCUUUGAUUUAUUUAUUUUUUUGUCCAGUGGAUGUUAUACUGCUAGUGACCGCAGUUGCAUAUUCGUUUUGUUCCAUGACCUGUCCAAUUUCAUUUAAGCGAUGCUAUUUGUUCCAUGGCAUCAGUGAGUUUCGAUUGUCACCCUUUGUGUCAUUUUAUUUGUUAUCGAGAGAUAUUUGGAUGACUGGUAGCACACACUGGACAUAUCUUACUUUUCAGUUCAGAAUGUGAUUUAUGUUGCUUUUGAAACUGUAACACCCAGAUCCAGAAAAUGUUCUUUUCUUAUCAGACAGUACACACAAGAACCAUAACUUUUUGAAAGUUAAAUUUGUUAAUAUCUAAAAAAUGUUGAAAAUAUGAUGAAAACUUUUAUGAGCUAGAUUCGGUAAAGUGUACUCUAAGUCUCCAUUUUUGUUAAGAAACGAUGAGUUUAACGGCCUAUUUCAUUUGCAAAAUCAAAUUAUACUUAAAAUAAAAUCGAAAAUGUUGAUGUAUUUUACUGAAUUUAAGAAAAACUUACGUGCCAAAGAAAAGAAAAAAAUUAAAAUAUU